GCCGACGAACAGAUCCUACCGCCUAGCCAUGCCUUGUUGGGGCUCUCGCGCGUUCUCGAUCCCAACGACGUUCGAAUCAUGGAAGCUGACGUUGGAAUCUCGCAAUACAUUGGCAAUGACAUACCGAGAAUAGACGGCAUAAUCAAACAGAGAUUCACGGAUUUCCUUGUCAAUGAGGUCGACCUCGAUGGCAAUGUUAUUCAUCUGAAGUCACUUGCCCCGCCUGAAGUAUUGCCUUCGAAAGGCGACAAGGAUCAGGCAACUGCGCCGUCGGCAGAGCCUAUCGCGGACAAAGCUGCCGAUUCAGAAAAGCCUCUAGAGGACGUUAUCAUGAUAAGUCCUGUUGCGGAAACACCGGCCAACGAAGCAAUACCAUCGCAACAAGAUGAGGGUCCUUGGCCUGAGCGCUUCACGUCCGCUCUCAAACCCUUACUGUCUGACGAGAAUAUCGAAAAGCUGAAGACCAUGUACCUGGAGGGACCGGAGCCGCCUCUUGUCAGUGAUAGCGGAUGGGCAGGUCGCGCCGCGAAAGUCGCAGAUGGGGAAGGCAAGGCAGAGCCCCCCGAGACGUCCGCGGCAGAGGCCGCUGAAGAUCGGGGGAAAGGUAAGCGAGGCAGGGGACGCGACCGUGGUGGUCGAGGCGGACGAGGCGGAAGAGGAGGACGUGGAGGGGGACGACUCGGUCAACGGGAAGACCACAGGAAGGUCUUGUCAGAUCCGAUCUCGUCCAAAGAGACCAGAACUGAGCUACACAAAAUAGUCCGAGAGCUGUUCAAGGGUAAAUUUGAGACGGAAACGGACCCGAAUACAACGAACGCGGAAGAUGGUUCGCGUAUCGUGAUCAAGUGGUUGAGAGGAGGUGGUGGUCGUGGAGGCGGUCGCGGUGGGCGUGGCGGCGGAGGUCGUGGCUCUCGAGGAGACUACCCUCCUUAUAUCCACUUCACGCUACAGAAAACAAACCGUGAUACGCAGGAUGCGCUCGGACAUAUCAGCCGAUCUAUCCACUGCGAUGUCAAAGACCUCGCCGUUGCCGGAACGAAGGACAAACGAGGAGUCACCGUACAACGCGUCUCUCUCAAACGUUAUAACAAGACGGUGGAAGACGUAUGGAAGAACAUGAAUGGGAUCACUGCUCGUGGAAGGACUAUAGAAGAAGCCACCACACAGAGAGGGGAAAGGGGGAUCCGCAUAUCAGAUUUUAAUUAUCGACGUGCAGGAUUGGAGCUUGGCAUGCUGAAGGGGAAUGCAUUCGUGAUCACGUUACGCAAUGUGCAGGUCGACUCGUUGGACACGAUCAAUCGCGCUAUGGAGACGAUGAAGACCAAAGGGUUCAUAAACUAUUAUGGAAUGCAGCGGUUUGGCACAGCGUCCAUUCCCACACAUUCGAUUGGUCUAGCGUUACUAAAGUCGGACUGGCAUCGUGCCAUAUCGCUCAUCCUUCGUCAUCGACCCGGCGAGCAUCCUGACGUAGAAGCCGCUCGCAGUGCUUGGCUCAACGACGGCGACCUCGAUACCGCGCUUGCACUGAUGCCUAGACGCGUCGUGGCGGAGCGAUGCAUCCUAGAAAGCUAUAAGAAGCAAAAGGGAGACACUCGAAAUGCCAUGGGUGCGCUCUCAACGAUUCCGCGCAACUUAAGGCUGAUGUAUAUCCACGCGUACCAAUCAUAUGUUUGGAAUGCCAUCGUUUCCGAACGGAUCAAAAUGUACGGUGCAAAUCGACCGGUCGCCGGCGAUCUUGUCUUUGAAAAGAUCAAGGAUAAAGAGCCUGAGAACGACGAGACGGAGGAUACGGAUAUGGCCGUCGAUCCCACAGAAGCUGACUUGUCUGCAGACGGGAAAGCUUUGCCUGAAGCAGCCGAUGAAUCCCAGAGCAAAGCUGGCAAGCGGAACCGCAAGCGAUGGGAGCCACCCAAGGUUAAGACGUUGACCGAGGAAGAUCUCGAUCAGUACACAAUAUUUGACGUCGUUAUGCCCUUACCGGGCAGGGAUGUGGCUUAUCCUGGCGGUGCCCUUGGCGAGCGCUACCAAGAGCUGAUUCGGGCGGAUGGACUCGAUCCUCACGACUGGUCCCGCAAACAGAAGGAGUAUAGUCUCGGCGGUUCCUAUCGCAAUAUCGUUCACCUUCCAAAGGAGCUCUCUUGGUCCGUGCUACGAUACACGGACCCUGACGUGCCGUUAGCGCAAGCCGACGAAGAUAAGUUACUCGGAUUCGAACCUCCAGUGAUCGAAGAGGACGGCCGAUUCCUGGCCUUGCAGGUUCGGCUAACUCUUGGAACGGCUGCAUACGCCACGAUGGCGCUUCGUGAAGUCACGAAGACGGAAACAAGCUCUCAUUUCCAGACGACUUUGACUCAGGCCUCCGAGGACCAGAAGUUCAAGGGCGCGAUCGAAGCGGUCGAUGACUCCGGCGUACCAGGCGCAGAGUCAUAGCCGAGGGGCUCUCUAGUGUAGAAUCGCCACGUAUUUCCACGUUGCUCUGACGUCGCAUUG
This is a messenger RNA of Punctularia strigosozonata HHB-11173 SS5, 2490 nucleotides long. Its product is annotated as tRNA pseudouridine synthase D. NCBI's taxonomy places the organism in Eukaryota, Fungi, Basidiomycota, Agaricomycetes, Corticiales, Punctulariaceae. Gene Ontology annotation, biological process: pseudouridine synthesis. The record is from RefSeq and is a predicted model, not a curated record. Gene Ontology annotation, molecular function: pseudouridine synthase activity; RNA binding. Gene Ontology annotation, cellular component: nucleus. The transcript has 9 exons. Bases 79 to 2430 code for a protein of 783 amino acids.